UGUCAUGAAUUUUGGCAAACAAACCAAAUAUUUUUUUGUAAAAUAAACUUUAUCUACACUUUGAAGAAGAGGAAAAGAAACUCGGUUAAUCUGAAAUAACACAUUAUCAUUUAUUACAAAGUUAACCACGGCGUCAGACGUUGUCUAAAAGCAGUCCGACAAAUGUAAACGCAACCUAACAACAACCUUGAAAUCGUGUAAACACUUUAAAAUUACAUAAUAUAAUCUAAUACCAGUAAUCAUGAGUGCCAUGGGGAUAAACGCGCGCGUUCUCAAAACUGCGCAUUUGUUAGCAACAGGCCAAGCGAAGCACACAUUUCAGAGUAAAAGAACUUUUGCUGUAACAAAUAAUUUAAACAUGAAGUUUGUUCAAUUUACGUAUCCUUCGAACCCGAAUGAGAUUCGGGUGGGAUAUUUAGAAGGGGAUAAAGUUGUAGAUAUUAAUAAGGCUGACUCAUUGAUGCCUUCUACGAUGUUAGGAGUGCUAAACUAUGAACAUUGCAAUAGGGUAUUUGGAUUUCCAACGCAUAAGCCUCCCUCGGUACCGGUUUCCGAAGUUACUCUCAAGGCACCAAUCACAGGAGUUGACAAGAUCCUAUGUGUAGCUUUAAACUAUGCUGACCAUUGUAAGGAGCAGAAUUUACAAGAACCCAAAAUACCAAUUAUAUUCAGCAAGUAUGCUAGAACGAUUAUUGGACCGAAUGAGUCUGUGAAAAUAAGGACUGAUGUUGUUAAGAAACCAGACUGGGAAGUGGAACUGGCAGUCGUCAUCGGCAAGACUGGUACUAACAUAAAGGCGGAAGAGGCUAAAGACUAUAUCUUCGGUUAUACCAUUGCUCAAGACAUCACUGCCAGAGACUGGCAGAAGGAGAAAAAUGGUGGACAGUUCUUACUUGGGAAGUCGCAAGACACAUUCUGCCCCCUGGGUCCGUACAUACUAUCGGCUGAUGAGGUCCCAGACGCACACAAUUUGUCCAUUUGCUGCACUUUGAACGGUGUGGUGAAGCAAAGCAGCAAUACCUGCCAAUUGAUACAUACCAUACCUAAGAUUAUUGAGAGGAUUACUACUGUUAUGACUCUAUACCCGGGUGACAUAAUAUUGACCGGCACACCCGGAGGAGUGGGGGUACACCGCAACCCCCCCGAGUUCCUCAAGCCGGGGGACAAACUCGUCAGUGAGAUCGAAAGGCUGGGCACUUUAGAAGUCAAAGUUGAACAGUUUUAGACAAAACUUUGGUGUAAGACUAGUUGUUUCACUUGUGUCCUGUGGAAACUACUAACAGUACUGAGAUAAAUAGGCGUGACGACAAAAAAAAAAGAUUUUCUAAUUAGUCCGCAUUUUAGAUGUGCAAAAAAUAAUCGACACGUAUUUUUCCUUUUAACAAAGCAUUAAUUAUUCACUAAAAUAUAAGGCUACAAAGAUUGAGAGUGGGGUAUCGUGACGUCAUGUUUGUGUACAAUUUGUACUUAAAAGUGACGUAACACGAAAUUCAAUCGUUUUUAUCUCCGUUGUUAUUUGUUUGUGAGAGAAAAGAAAGAAUACGUGUACAUUAUUUUAGAUUUAUCCAAAAGACGGACUAAUUACUUUUUUUCAUUCGCCAUGCCUAUUAUAUUACAUGUGUUGUUCAUAUAUUUACACACACAAGUAUAUUUCACCCGCUUUCGUGAAAUAGGUUUUUUAACUGUGGAACAAACUCAAAAUUAGACCAGACAAUAAAGAUUAGACAGACCAAUGUUUUGGAAGUUAACAUAUGAUAUACCUUAUUUAAGUGUACUUAAUGUAAUAUGACGUUUUGUAAUAAUUCUGAAUUUGUAAAUGUAAAAUACUGAAGGCAUUUUGUACCAACUGGCUUUUUUCACAGUAAUUGUGAUAUGUAUGUCGAACUGUUUUAUAUCAAUUUAUAUGUAAGGUUUACAUGCGAUUUCUCUGAAUAUUGUUAUUUUGCUAAGGACCGAUUUUUCAAUCGUCACUUCGUCACACUUUUAUCUGACGAUUUAAAAAACGGCUCUCAAUGUACUUUUUUAUAUAUUCAUCCAUUAUAUCUUGCAAUGUUAUAUACUUGAUACUUUAUAUACUGAAUAUAUUUUUAAUAUUGUUGAAAA
Molecule: messenger RNA, 2103 nt
Organism: Helicoverpa armigera (cotton bollworm)
Lineage: Eukaryota; Metazoa; Arthropoda; Insecta; Lepidoptera; Noctuidae
Product: fumarylacetoacetate hydrolase domain-containing protein 2
Exons: 5
Coding region: 242-1225 (327 amino acids)
Molecular function (GO): catalytic activity
Source: RefSeq, a predicted model, not a curated record